Messenger RNA from Hydra vulgaris (swiftwater hydra), 3993 nucleotides. RefSeq names its product inhibitor of Bruton tyrosine kinase. Gene Ontology annotation, molecular function: protein binding. Lineage: Eukaryota; Metazoa; Cnidaria; Hydrozoa; Anthoathecata; Hydridae. The record is from RefSeq and is a predicted model, not a curated record.
UCCAAUUUGAAAUGAUAGUGUUUUUUUAAAGCCUAAAAAAAAAUCGAGUAUGAACACCAUGACUUUUUUAAAAUGAAUGCAAAAAGAGUUAACAGUGGAAGAAAUUUUAACAUGAAAAGAUGGAUUGUACUCAAAACUGUUGUUUAAAAAGACAUGGGGAUUAUUUAGUGUCGGCUUUCUCAUCAGAAGAUUUAGAGACUUUAAAGCAAAUAAUAAAAGUAAAAUGUUCAAAUCCAUUUCGGAUACUGGAUUCUUAUGGAAGAUCAAUUUUCCACAUUGUUGCAUCGCUUGGAAGAAUAGAUGUCCUGGAAUGGUUGUGCUCUGAACAGAAAUCAAAAAAUGUUUUUCACAUAAAAGAUAAAGAGUCUGGUUAUACUGCUCUUCACAGAGCUCUUUAUUAUGGAAACAUUGAUUGCGCUAUAUUGCUCUAUAAGAAAUUAGGUGACUGGGGAUUUUAUGAUAUUCAAGGAAAUAGUCCACUUGAUUUGGUUGUAUUGGAUUCACCAAGAUAUCAUAGGAAACCUGAAGAAAAAAGUUUACAACAAGCAGUAGCAAUUUUGCCUUUUGAAUCUGAAGGAGAAGAGUUAUCUCUUCAUACUGGUGAUCGUAUAGAAAUCAUUCGUGAAUACCCGAACGGCUGGUCAUUUGGUAAACUUGUAGGAAGCCAGCAGAAAGGAAUGUUUCCUACAAAUUUUGUUGAAAUAACAAAAUUUGAACAGUUUGUUCCAAGUUUAAUCGAAACACAUUCAAAUGUAUUUACAUGGGGUAAUAACAUUAAUUUUAAUUUAGGUCAAGCAGAUUCUAAAAACAGAGUUCAUCCAGACCAAGUGCAAGAUUUAGUAGAUAUAAUUGAUGUUGUGAUAACUAAGUUUCAUGCAGUGUUUUUGAGCAAAGCUGGCCAAGUAUUUACAUGUGGGCAUGGUUUAAAUGGCCGAUUAGGUCAUAACUCUGAAGAAACAGUUCUUCACCCUAAACUUAUUGAAGGUUUAAAAAAUCAGAAAUGUAUUAAUAUCAAGGCUGGUGACCAUCACACUGUUGUUCUUGAUGAACUAAAGCAGGUUUAUACAUUUGGAUCAAACCAAUAUUGUCAGUUAGGCCAUGUACCUCAACCAAAGAGUUGUUUAUAUCCAAAAGAACUAAGUAAUAAACUUUUCAAAAAUAAAGAAAUUAUUGGGAUUGCAGCUGCUUGUUUUCAUACCAUAGUGUAUACAAGCUACGAGUUGUAUACAUUUGGUCUAAAUGCUGGUCAGUUAGGACACUCAAAAGGAGAAAAGUACCAAUGCUCUCCAAAACUUGUCAGUUCUUUGUUAAACAAAGAAACUCGAAUUUUACAAGUAUUGGCAAGUGAUGGUGCAUCUUUAUGCUUGAUGACAAAUGGGGACUUGUAUAUAAUGCAAAAUUUUAUUUGCAGAAAAAUUGCCACUAAAAUGGUUGACGUACAGUCUUUACAAAUGAAUGGUGGAAUUUUAGAGUUUGAAUCUUCAAAGAUAGAAAAUCCUUUACAAAUUUGUGUUUUGUAUGGUUCAGGAAUGUUAGAAUAUUGGAGUUUAGAGUGUAAAUCAUUUCGUACUCUCUUUUGGGCAGGUGAAAAAUCAACGAAUGCUAAAAUUAUCCACAUUGCUUUAGGCCUUAAUCUUUUGUUUGUGACAGAAGAUGGUAGAGUUUAUCAAGGUCAUUUUCAAAUUGAUAGGAAAAAAGAUAGUUCAAUGGCUCCUGUCAAAGUUAAAGCUAAUUCUUUGUUAAGUGAAAUUGCUGAGAAGUAUAAAGAGAAGAAGAGACAUUUUGUUCAUAUGCAAACGGAAAGAAUUCCAUUGUUGUUUAAUGCAUUAAAAUGUUUUUGUGAUUCUCGAAGUAAAUCAUUUGCUGCAGUUCAAAAUGAUCCGCAAGUCGGCUUGGUUGGCUUUCCAUCUAUCAUUGAUUCUAUGUUGAGUAAUGAUUUAGAGAAACUGAUUUCACAAUCAUUUAAUGAAGAUCAGCUGCAUGAUAUGUUUAUAAAGACUAUCUCAUGCAACAUAUAUUGUCAUAAGUUUAUACUUCAAUCAGCUGGUUUUUCAUUUGACAAUCUUUUAACUAUAAACAAUAGUUCUUGUUUGGAUUUUUCGCAUCUUUCAUAUUCUGCUACUAUAAAUUGGUUAAAAGAGUUGUAUCGAGGUAACAGAGUUGAAAAGAAUCCUUCUGAAUCACAAUUGUUGCAGAAUUCCAAUGACCAUCCAGUUGAUCUAAGCGACGAUAUCAAUGAUAUUUAUGAUGAUGUAAUUAACUUGUCAGUAGCUGAUUUACAACAAUUUGAAGUUGAAGAAAAUGUUUACAAAAAAAUACAAUGGCAGAAGAAUAAUAAAAGGAAGCAAUCUUUUAAAAACAUCAAAAAGGAAAGCCAAUCAAAUGGGAAAAAGUAUUACUGUCACAAAAACUUUGUAAACUGGCAGAAGCUAAAAAAUCUUUCUGAUGUCACAAUAAAAUGUUGUGAUGGUGUGACAAUUAAAUGUCACAAAUGUAUACUUGUUGUAAGAUCAGAGUACUUUCAAAAUAUGCUAAGCAAUGAAUGGCUUGAAUCCUCAUUUGUUAAUAUGAACAUACCUUCAAACAUUCUUUUGCCUAUUCUAAACUUUAUUUAUACAGAUGAACCUUGGAAAAAUGUUCCAGAUGACAUCAAUUAUAUAGGUGAAGUUAUGGUUUGUGCAGAUCAUUUUCUACUUGUGCGCCUAAAACAAAUUUGUGAGUUAAGUUUGGCAAAAAAAGUUUCAUUAAAAAAUGCACCUGAGCUGUUUCAAUUUGCGUGCAACUUUAAUUCAAGCCAGUUAAAAGAAUUUUUAGCUGAGUUUAUUUCAUUGAAUCUAGCUUAUUAUCUUGAAGCCAGAUUGUUGGAGGAUAUUGAUUUAGAGCAUCUAAAAGAAUUAUCAAUUGUUUACAAAAAAAUGGUGAGUGGAAUGAAGGAACGUGUAAUUAAACCAAGUCAGCUUCAUUGUGUUAUUGAUGUUGAAGAUGAUUUACUGCAAAACAACUUUAUAAUGAAAUCAAAUAAAGAUAUUCACUUAAAAAACAUAAAAAAAGUUGGAAAAAGUUUAACUAAAGAAAAAUGUGUUAACAGCAAUGCUGGUUUAGAAACUAUUUGCAAGGAUCAAGAAAUCUUGAAUAAUGUGUCUGAACAAAGGCAACAAGUUUUUGAAGCCUGUCCCACCACCACCACCUGUCCCACCUUAUCUGACACAAGUUCUGGUAUUAAACAAAAUUCUUUAAAUAUAUUUCAAAUUCACAGUUCAGAACUAGAAAUAAAAAACAUACAAAAGAAUAAAAUUUCGCCAUUUAAAAAGAAAUCUCAGCGGGAAAGGAAGAAAGAAUCUCUUAAUGGUGAUACACUUAUCUCAACAGUUGAUGUCCAAAAAAAAGAUGUGUUUUGUCCAUGGUCAUCAAGUUCAUUAAACCAACAACUCAAUCAACCAGUUUCUUUUCGUGACCUGUUAGAAGAAGAAAGUUCACCUAAAAAUAAAAAUGUUAGGCCAUCUAUAAAGAAUGUGCAAUCUGCUAAGUUUAACAAACAAUUGAGUUUCGACGAAAAACCAAUAACAGCUACAAAGUUAAAAAAUGUUUCUGAAAGAAGCGUGUGGAAUGACAUUUCAGUGUCUGAAACUUCAGAAGUGUCUAUGCUUCGAUUAUUUAAAGAAGAAGAGAAACGCCAAACAUUAGAGAGUUUCCACAAGCCUGUCACCUUGAUUCAACUUGAAGAAAAAGCCAUAGAAGAACUUUUGCUGUACUACAAAAAUGCGUAUCCUGGAGAUGAGAUUGACGUUAAACGCCUCGAUCACACUUUAGGUGUUUUGUAUUGGAAUCGAGAAUGAGUUUUUUAAUCGUACAAUUUAGGGAUCAUUUUUAAUUAAAUUUUAACUUAAACAAAUCUUAACUAUUUACUUCAACUUUUUUUAUAGUUAUUUUAUAAAGUUUAUAUGAAAACGUGUAAGUUAUAAAGUUUGAAUGAAAACAUAAAUUAUAAAGUAA